Colletotrichum fioriniae is the source of this 795-nucleotide messenger RNA. RefSeq lists its product as uncharacterized. The record is from RefSeq and is a predicted model, not a curated record. NCBI's taxonomy places the organism in Eukaryota, Fungi, Ascomycota, Sordariomycetes, Glomerellales, Glomerellaceae.
AUGUUCAAAAAUUCAGAGAUCCUGAGGGCUAGAGAGCAACAAGAAGAAGAUAGGAAAAAGUUGAAAGAAGAAGUGGACCUUCGUGGCAAGCAGGGACAGGACACAACCAAGGGCGAACAAGUGUGGUACUCUCGCCGCGUCGACGACGGAUGUCUUUUACACUGGGCCAUCAUUACGCACGGCCAAAAGUACGAGCUACGCCUACCGAAUGGCAGUAUCCCGAAGAACAAGGUGCCAGAGAGCGAAAAGACCAGUUCGUUCGAGCCUGCUCGGGUGUAUGAAGCGAGGGUGGUUGCAUGGUCCUUGAAGGAAGAGAUGAAUAAGCUCAGGGCACUCAAGCUUUCGACACCGGCUAAGGGCUAUCACACCCGCGACUAUACCGUUUGUCAGAUAGGCUGGACGACGUUGACGAAAGACGAAGUCAACACCGAAUGGGCUGCCGCGCGCUCAUCCAUCGUAGCCGAGGACUUGGGAUACGACGACUGCCGGGAGCUACUCAAGAAAUUCGGCGGCAUCAUCCAGAAGCCUGAAGGAUGUGCUCUAGACUACAACUGGUUCACGGAAAGUCUCGAGACGCCAACUCACAGACUCACCGAAAUCACACCGGAUAAGGCCGUCAAGGGGUUCCAGAAUUCGAUGCAAAACGGGCUAUGGGGUGUCGCGGCCGCGGGAGCGGGUGCCGGAAUAGUGUACGGCGCUUACGAGGCUGGAAAACAGAUGGACCCUUUGAGGAGUGGUGCCAAUGCGGGUGGCAGUCUGGUCGGAUUCGUUUCCAAGAUCGAUUUUGUUCGAUAG